AUAUCAAUUCAUAUUACUCAUUUCAUACAUACAUCCAUUAUUAUCAUCCAUCAAAUUAAACCAAAAAAUGGCAGGAAUUAUUGAGAAGAUUGGAGAGAAACUCCACAUGGGAGGAGGUCAUUCAGAUGAUAAGAAGAAAGAUGAUCAUGACCAUAAGAAGGAUGGUGAGCACAAAGAAGGAGGAGGUAUGAUGUCUAAGAUCCUUGGUCAUGGUGAUGACCAUAAGGAUAACAAGCAUGGUCAUAGUGAUGGUGACCAUAAGGAUAAGAAACAUGGUGAUGGUGAUCAUAAGAAACAUGAUGAUGGUGAGAAAAAGAAGAAGAAGAAGGAUAAGAAGAAGAAGGAACAUGGUCAUGAUCAUGAUGGUAGUGGUAGCAGCAGCAGCGACAGUGAUUAGAUCAUCUUAUCGAUCCAUCCCAUUCGUCCUACCUUUAAGGGCGUAUGAAGAAUGAGAGAGAAUAAAUGAAAGGAGCUAGCUAGUAUUGUUAAUUACAUUGGUUACUCUAGAAUCGAAUAAGUUACUAGCGAGGCGCGUCGUUUUAGCUUAUUCGUUUCUUAACUUUGGUCAUAGGAGACUUUUUUUACUUUUAAUUGUGGAAUUUUGUCCAUAAAAUAUGUGUAAAAGCUUUUUUCUUUUCUUAAAAAGAAAAUGGCUUGGUUAUUGUUCUUGUGUUUCAUUAUAAUAUAACAUUUUGUUUGUUUGA
This is a messenger RNA of Spinacia oleracea (spinach), 704 nucleotides long. Its product is annotated as protein SRC1. The transcript has 2 exons. Lineage: Eukaryota; Viridiplantae; Streptophyta; Magnoliopsida; Caryophyllales; Amaranthaceae. The coding region runs from base 68 to 397 and encodes 109 amino acids. The record is from RefSeq and is a predicted model, not a curated record.